This is a messenger RNA of Colletotrichum abscissum, 2328 nucleotides long. Its product is annotated as 3-isopropylmalate dehydratase. Lineage: Eukaryota; Fungi; Ascomycota; Sordariomycetes; Glomerellales; Glomerellaceae. Gene Ontology annotation, biological process: L-leucine biosynthetic process. The transcript has 4 exons. Gene Ontology annotation, molecular function: 3-isopropylmalate dehydratase activity; 4 iron, 4 sulfur cluster binding. Bases 1 to 2328 code for a protein of 775 amino acids. The record is from RefSeq and is a predicted model, not a curated record. Gene Ontology annotation, cellular component: 3-isopropylmalate dehydratase complex.
AUGCCCGUUGCCGAAGGCACCCCGCAAACUCUCUACGACAAGGUCCUCCAGGCCCACGUCGUAGACGAGAAGUUGGACGGCACGAUCCUGCUGUACAUUGACAGACAUCUCGUGCAUGAGGUCACCUCUCCUCAAGCAUUUGAGGGUCUGAAGAAUGCAGGCCGCAAGGUCCGCCGACCGGACUGCACCCUCGCGACCACCGAUCACAAUGUCCCCACUUCGUCACGGAAAGGCAUGAAGGACAUUGGCUCCUUCAUUGCCGAAGAUGACUCCAGAGUCCAGUGCAUGACCCUCGAGGAGAAUGUCAAGGACUUUGGCCUCACAUACUUUGGUCUCGGCGACAAGCGCCAGGGCAUCGUCCACGUUAUCGGCCCCGAGCAGGGCUUCACCCUCCCCGGCACCACCGUCGUCUGCGGUGACAGUCACACCUCGACCCACGGCGCCUUCGGUGCCCUGGCUUUCGGUAUCGGUACCAGUGAGGUCGAGCACGUCCUCGCCACCCAGUGCUUGAUCACCAAGAGGAGCAAGAACAUGCGGAUACAGGUCGACGGAGAGCUUGCCCCCGGCGUCAGCUCAAAGGAUGUUGUCUUGCACGCCAUUGGCAAGAUCGGAACGGCUGGCGGUACCGGUGCCGUUAUCGAGUUCUGCGGUUCAGUCAUCCGUAGCCUCAGCAUGGAGGCCCGCAUGUCCAUCUGCAACAUGUCCAUCGAGGGUGGUGCGAGAGCCGGCAUGGUCGCUCCCGACGACAUCACCUUCGAGUACCUGAAGAACCGCCCCCUGGCCCCCAAGUACAACUCGGACGAGUGGCACAAGGCCGUCAAGUACUGGAAGUCUCUCCAGUCCGACGCCGACGCAAAGUACGACAUUGAUGUCUUCAUUGACGGCAAGGACAUCAUCCCCACCAUCACCUGGGGCACCAGUCCCGAGGACGUCAUCCCCAUCACCGGCGUCGUCCCCGACCCCGAGACCUUCUCCACUGAGAACAAGAAGGCCGCCGGCCGCAGAAUGCUCGAGUACAUGGGCCUGACCCCCGGAACCCCCAUGGAGGAUAUCCCCGUCGACAAGGUCUUCAUCGGUUCCUGCACAAAUUCCCGUAUCGAGGACUUGCGCGCCGCGGCCCACAUCGUCAAGGGCAAGAAGAUUGCGGCGAACAUCAAGCGCGCCAUGGUCGUCCCCGGCUCUGGUCUCGUCAAGACUCAGGCCGAGGCCGAGGGCUUGGACAAGAUUUUCGAGGCCGCCGGCUUCGAGUGGCGUGAGGCCGGUUGCAGUAUGUGCUUGGGCAUGAACCCCGAUAUCCUGGCCGCCAAGGAGAGAUGCGCGUCCACCAGCAACAGAAACUUUGAGGGUCGCCAGGGUGCCGGCUCCCGCACCCAUCUCAUGUCCCCCGUGAUGGCUGCUGCUGCCGGUAUCGUCGGCAAGCUGGCUGACGUCAGAAAGCUCGAGGGUUACCAGACGAGCCCUAAGCUCCAGGCCACCAUUACCCCCGACAGCGAACCCCAGGUUGACGAGCGGGUCGAGGAGAGCGACGCUGAGAAGGAGGCCAUCGCCGACCAGCCCGAGGACAACGAACCCCACACCAACACUAUUUCUGCCGGUAGCUCCGCUGGUCUUCCCAAGUUCACCAACCUCAAGGGUAUCGCCGCUCCCCUGGAGAUGUCCAACGUCGACACCGACGCCAUCAUCCCCAAGCAGUUCCUCAAGACCAUCAAGCGCACUGGUCUCGGCAACGCCCUCUUCUACGCCCUCCGCUUCAACGAGGACGGUUCCGAGAACCCCAACUUCGUUCUGAACAAGGACCCCUACCGCAGCUCCAAGAUCCUCGUCGUCACCGGUCCCAACUUUGGCUGCGGUUCGUCGAGAGAGCACGCCCCCUGGGCCCUCAACGAUUUCGGCAUCCGCUGCGUCCUCGCGCCCUCGUACGCCGACAUCUUCUUCAACAACACCUUCAAGAACGGCAUGCUGCCAAUCAUUAUGGAGGACAAGGAGAAGCUGGAGAAGAUUGCCGCCGAGGCGCGCGCCGGCCGCGAAGUCGAGAUCGACUUGCCCAACCAGCUCAUCAAGGACGCCGACGGCAACACCCUCGCCUCUUUCGACGUUGAGGAGUUCCGGAAACAUUGCCUCAUUAACGGCCUCGAUGAUAUCGGCCUGACCAUGCAGCAGAACGACAAGAUUGCCGACUACGAGCGCCGCAUGUCCCAGCUCACCCCCUGGCUCGACGGCACCAACUACCUCAAGAGGGAUCCCAAGACCGGUCGCCUCCUCGCCAAGGCCGUCCCCGUCCCCAAGACGAACCGGGGUGAGACCAAGAAGGAGCCUCUUGAGUGGUAA